AUGUCCAAAGAGACUGUCAUGGCUUCUCUCUCUGAAAUUGAGCUUGGAGCUUCACUAAGAAGCAAACUUUCAAGAACAAGUGAAAGCAGUCUCGCUUCUGUCGCAUCCUUAUCCAUGCCUCUCAUUCAGGAGAUUGUUAUAUCUGCAGACAUCAGUUGUAGUGAUUGCCAAGAGAAAAUCGCCGAUAUAAUGUCGAGGAUGAUCGAAACUUCUUCGAUAUUAGUGAGUGUGUUGGAGAAGAAAGUGACACUAACGUGUACAUAUUCCGGUGACCGGAGAGUCUCUAAAUCAUACGGUGAAACUCUUCUCUGCAAAUUCUCCACCAUCAAACGUUUGAUAUUUUCUUCUUCUUCCAAGAAACAACAACAACUCAAUAGUAUUGCUUAA
Messenger RNA from Arabis nemorensis, 387 nucleotides. The record is from the annotation of a GenBank genome assembly. Lineage: Eukaryota; Viridiplantae; Streptophyta; Magnoliopsida; Brassicales; Brassicaceae.